Messenger RNA from Amyelois transitella, 1145 nucleotides. RefSeq names its product peroxiredoxin (gene Prx4). NCBI's taxonomy places the organism in Eukaryota, Metazoa, Arthropoda, Insecta, Lepidoptera, Pyralidae. Bases 150 to 890 code for a protein of 246 amino acids. The record is from RefSeq and is a predicted model, not a curated record. Gene Ontology annotation, molecular function: thioredoxin peroxidase activity. Gene Ontology annotation, biological process: response to oxidative stress; cellular response to stress; hydrogen peroxide catabolic process. Gene Ontology annotation, cellular component: endoplasmic reticulum; cytosol. The transcript has 4 exons.
UAUCUUUACCUACGUGUACGUGUACUUACAAAAAAUUGUAGAUAAAAAAAAAGUUACAAGCGUCUCUCUGCUAGCCGAUACUAUUUAUUAAAAUCCGUGUUUUGCUUUACUUGUAGCUUGUCUAAAUUAACGUUAACCGAGUUUUGAAAAUGCAUUUAAUGUUCAAAUCAUUGAUUAUAUUACUAACUUUAAGUAAAUAUUGCAGUUCUUCGUAUUUUGAAAGUGACUCUUGUUAUUCAUUUGGAAGUGGUAAUGUUUUUCCUGGUGGUGCCCGAAAAGUUGAUCAUAAGUUACAAUUUACGAAAGCUGUGAUCUCAAAACCGGCACCAGAGUGGGAAGCUACCGCUGUUAUCAAUGGUGAAAUUACGCAACUCUCCUUGUCCAGUUAUAAAGGCAAAUAUCUGGUAUUCUUCUUCUAUCCUUUAGAUUUCACAUUUGUAUGUCCUACUGAAAUAUUAGCAUUUUCGGAAAGAAUUGAGGAAUUCAAAAAAAUUAAUACGGAAGUAGUGGCUUGCUCCGUAGACUCACAUUUCACACAUUUAGCUUGGAUCAACACUCCCCGUAAGGAAGGCGGUUUGGGGAAAAUUAAUAUACCUCUUCUAAGUGAUUUAACCCAUUCAAUAGCAAAAGAUUAUGGGGUGUUCUUAGAAGAUCUAGGACACACGUUAAGAGGAUUGUUUAUAAUUGAUGACAAAGGCAUUUUAAGGCAAAUCACAAUGAAUGACCUGCCAGUGGGAAGGUCUGUUGAUGAAACUCUAAGAUUAGUUCAAGCAUUUCAGUACACUGACAAACAUGGUGAGGUGUGUCCUGCAGGAUGGAAACCUGGACAAGACACUAUUAUACCGAACCCUGAUGAAAAGAAAAAGUAUUUUGAAAAAAUCACUAAAUAAAUUGACUUAAAGAACUAUUUAGAAAUUAAGCCAUACAAUCGGGAAAGAUGAAAAGGAACUUUGAUAGAAUUAAAAAGAAUAAUAAUUUUAUUUGAACCUGUGUACUUACAAUUCAAGCAAUAGGUUGAUUUGUUUCAUUCUAGUCUCAUCAUCUUUCUCAUGUUCUUUCACAUCACUCAAUACUGUUAAUAAUCAAGUUAACUGAUAAUUUUUCAUAUGUUUAUAUUUUUUUAAUACAAUUGAUGACUUAUUCAA